Molecule: messenger RNA, 2402 nt
Organism: Haliotis rubra (blacklip abalone)
Lineage: Eukaryota; Metazoa; Mollusca; Gastropoda; Lepetellida; Haliotidae
Product: serine/threonine-protein kinase 36-like
Exons: 9
Coding region: 258-1421 (387 amino acids)
Biological process (GO): protein phosphorylation
Cellular component (GO): cytoplasm
Molecular function (GO): protein kinase activity; ATP binding
Source: RefSeq, a predicted model, not a curated record
UCUAUGUAUGUCCUUUGUGUAGGCGGUGAGUGUCGGGACUGUUUGUAUAGGAAACACAACACUGUCGGUAUAAAUAUAUUAAUAUGUUGGCCUCGCCGCAGCACAGUGUCACAACAUAUUGAUUAGCUGUUGUGCAGAGCAACACGGCCCAAUAACGAAUUGCAAAUUCUGUAAGUGUGCAGCUUUGUGUUGAAGGAAAGAGGAAUUCCCGGCCUAUAAUUAGGCAUGACAAGAUAGACAGGUUGCACCCUGUUUAUAUGACUGAGGCGAGUUUCAGUGGCAAGAGGAACGUUAUUGUAGAAGAAACGAGCGGUUUUCUGGAGAAUCUCACACCACCACUCACCAUGAACGUCAACAGACUACUAACGGAGCGUAAUAUCCAAGAUGACCGGUAUGAUGUCGUCGAACUACUCGGGGAAGGAGGCUUUGGUGUGGUGUUUAAGGGGAAAAGAAAAGACGGGACUGGAGAGGCAUGCGCACUGAAAUACAUAAAAACAUCGAACAAAGAUGAAGUCAAUGAUUUUCUACAUGAAACCAAAAUCAUGGAGAAAUUGAACCACCCAAAUAUCAUCCGUUUCUUCGAGAAGUACGAAAUACCGCAUUACCGAGUCCUUGCAAUGGAGUGUGCCCCGAAAGAGCUCUACCACGAGCUGGGAAUUGUAGGGAGAUUUCCGGAAAACAGAGUACGUGAGAUUGCCAGUCAGCUGUUUUCUGCCGUCUUCCACCUUCACUCCAAAAGCAUCCUGCACCGAGACCUGAAGCCUGAGAACGUCCUCCUCAUGGACGACGGCACCGCCAAAUUGUGCGACUUCGGCUUCGCCCGUGAAUACUUCAUUGAAAUCGGACCACUGCCCACGACCAUCAAGACUACACCAAUAUACAUGUCCCCUGAAAUUGCCGACAACAACGUUGUCUACUACAAUGAGAAGGUGGACAUUUGGUCACUCGGGGCUAUGGCAUAUGAGCUGUUUCUUGGCAAACCGCCCUUCGAGCCCGACGAAUCAAAUGACGGACAAGAACAAGUGAGAACUCUUGUGCACUAUAUUGUACAUUCUGACGUGGAGUGGCCGGACAUCAUCCCAGCACAACCGACGUCGCUGUUGCAGCAGAUGUUGAAGAAGGAACCAAAACAACGUGCUUCCUGGGCAACUAUUUUAGACCACCCUUGGCUCAAUGGGGUUAUACAAGUGCCACCUGAAGAUCGUGCCAGAGUCAGUGCUUUCACAAGACCAGGAAUUCAAGAGCAAACAGGAGGGAGCAAUAACAUGGUUUACAUACACUCAGUUGGAGGCGAUGUGACCGAUGCUGUGGACUCCAAGGACGUUACAGACGGUGCCGGUGACAUGGACAUCAUUGUUCUCAUGUCACCAUCACAGCGCAGGGCUCGACGUGCUGCUCGAAUGAUGGCCCGAUGUCAUUAGGUUUACCUGACGAAAGAUGGGGUAGCGUAAUGGUUAGAGCGUUCGCGUGUCCAGUGGGAACCCCGGGUUUGAUUCUAAACGUGGGUACAUUGUGCCACGCCUAUUUCUGGUGCCCUCCCCUCGUAAGUUUGCUGGCACAUUACCAGAAGCGGCGUAAAACCAUACUCACUCACUCUGACAGAAUGGAUUGAGGACGACGGAUGGCUGUUAAAAGUUAAAAUCAUGUUUGCCGACAAAAGAUAAUAGUUUGUAGAUACAACUGAGCAUUGUUCCAUACCUUUUCGUUAAGAUAUUAACAAAAUAUUAUUUCCCCGUGAAGAGACCUGUUAACAGUUAUCACCGAUCUGUUUUAUUAACAAAAGUAUCAAACUUUGUUGUCGUCCACGAAGGUAAAGUACUUUAUUUAAUAAUCGUAUUUUACUGGGAGGGAGAAAUAUUAAAUACAUUGUAGUUACAUGCAUAAAAUGAUUUAUUUAUUGAAUUCAAUUAAAUUUGUGAAGGGAAAUAUUCUUUUCACAAGUUUAGCAGUUUCUGUAACACAGUCUGGUGUAGUCCCUCAUUAGUAACUGAGGAGCAAGAGGACACUAUACGUCUCAUUUAUCUGCUUCUUUUAAACAUUUGUUGAUUUAUAAUUAAUAGCAUGCUAAGUUAGCUAUUGUUUAAAUUAAAUUUUAUUGAUUCAGAAUAUUAACUAUCCAGGUGCGUAGUGAGCAUCAAAGAAUACUUUUACAUGGAUUAAUUUUGAACAUAUAAUUUGAUCUUAAACUCAUGAAAAAGAAAUUCCUUUGCUGAAUCCACAACAGCUGAUGUGUGUCUAAGACAUCACUUGUUCUUUUCGGCACGAGUGUGCAACAUUUCAAAUAUGGUAGGGGUCUAGUGGUUGCAAAUUCAUUUCUUAUCCAUGUCUUCAAUACAUUUAUAUACAAACCUAUCCGGCUGCAUGAUAAUAUUUUACAGAUUAAAUAAAUGUAUAGCUUCUUG